Aedes albopictus (Asian tiger mosquito) is the source of this 6877-nucleotide messenger RNA. RefSeq lists its product as uncharacterized. Bases 1130 to 6628 code for a protein of 1832 amino acids. Gene Ontology annotation, cellular component: ubiquitin ligase complex. Gene Ontology annotation, molecular function: ubiquitin-protein transferase activity; ubiquitin binding. The record is from RefSeq and is a predicted model, not a curated record. Gene Ontology annotation, biological process: proteasome-mediated ubiquitin-dependent protein catabolic process; protein linear polyubiquitination. The transcript has 8 exons. Lineage: Eukaryota; Metazoa; Arthropoda; Insecta; Diptera; Culicidae.
AAGAUUCAAAAAGGGACUCAUAAUUUACAUUCCAUUUGAUUUGAACUCCCAAAGCGUACACGGUGCAUGCUGCGUGCGGCAUCUGCACGAUUCAGUUUCAGUAAAAAUUUGCUCAAUCUCCGAACGGAAUGAAGCCCCUCCGUCCGUCAGGACCGCAAAGCGCGAUGAUGUCGUUAGCAUUUCAUCGUCACUUCAUUGCUGCGGAGCGUUUUUCGUCACAAUUCACGAUCUUUCCGACACACGGAGACGGCCGGCGUCGUCGUCGUCGUUGCCGUCGUCUUAGUCGUCGACGGGACUAUAUUUAUAAAAUUCUACUUUCGAAAAAUCACAAUAUUUGCCUGCUCCCGUGGACAUCGCCAGUAGUGUUUCAUCCGCCGAGGGAGCGGUUUCGAAACAGUUUUGCGCCGCCGCGUGCGUUCUCGCGGGAAAACGAAACGAUAUUGGAUUACCUCUCUUUACACCGUCCCUAUACCUCGGCAACAGGCAAAGUGGGGUGUGGGAUCGAAGUGUAGUGCUAUCCACGAGUUGGGGUUUUCCACAAGAGUGUUUAGGACGUUGACGUCGAAAACGAAGUGUGAAAUUCAUGUGAAAUACUAGCGCGAGCAGCCGACAGCAGGAAAACUCCUAAUAAUUGAACCAAUUUUCAGUGGGUGAGAAUGGUCUAUUGCUAGCAGACCUGGAAAAGUACUCCUGAAAAUCGUUAAUACGGGGAGUAUCGAAGUGAGGUGAAAAACGACGUCAUCGUUUCUACGUUGAAAAGUUGGCACGGUGCGCAUGGGUUUAUUGGAUAAGUGCAACGGAUGUGGAUUAAGUCAUAGAGAGUGAAAUUUAUGCGCGACAAGCCGACUGAAAACGAUCGCCGUGAAAUCAAUCGAGACCGUGAGUCAACGAUUCUGAUAUAGAGACGCAGAAUAACGUGGCCUUCAUAAAACCGUGAAGAAACUCGUAGUGUUCCUGGAUCGAACCAUUCACAGUAUUUCGCUGAAUAUUUACGUAUCUGCCCAUCGUGAGAGAAUAAUUGGAGGAACAGUAAUUGGAAUUACAUAUCAAUGAGCAGUGAACACCAAUUAGAUUGGUAGAAUAAUAAUGCUACUCAUCCUUCCUAUACUGGACGGCGGCUACGCGUAACAUGAACCGAUCCGAUGGCGAUAAAGCAUUGAGUAACGAAAGAAAGAAACUUGCCAACAAAAAGAAAAUAGGCUCGAGCAAACAUGUGCCUGAUUCGCGAUCUUCAACUGGUGGAAGCAGUGGUCUGCAUUCGUUCUUCCGUUGGUUCAGAAAGGACAAAGACCCGGACCUCGAACUGCCGGAGGUGGUCAACGUUGCCCACCUGCAGAGGAACUUUGCGGCAGGAGCAGAGCGACAGCCUGGAUCGAGUGGCAGUGGUGUGACCAAACCGAAACCUCCCAGCGAUUCCCAGAGUGAAUGCUCAUCGGACGAAGUGAGCCAAGCCAGCCGGAGCAACGGAACGCACAGUUCAUCGCCGAGUCCUAGUCCACAGAUAGACUACACUAAUCUAUCGAAAAGUUCAAGCUGUGAUAGUAUCUUAAGCACGGCCACUACCGGGUUCGCCUUUGUACCGCCGAACUGCUACGAAGCGGUCAGUAAACCCACAGAGCGCGUUAUCAAUCCAGGUCCUUACACUGAUAGUUAUAAGCGACGCGUUCGAGAGCGGGAUCGUACGCGGGAACUGGACAAAAAGUAUGAACUGACACUGCGUAAGAAAUAUAAGCUUUUUUCAAAUCUUCGAGAGACUGCUUCCGCAUCUGAAAAGGACGCGACUCUUACUAGGGAUAAUCAGAAGACCGUCUAUGUAGAUCUCAGUCUACCAGCAGCUCCGAAAGGUGUGCUCGAGACUUCAGAUGUUGAAAAAAGUGAAGAUACCAAAGAUGUCCCAGUCAAGAAACAUCGCAGAACCGUAAGCGACAGUUCAAAGGAUAAACGAGCUGGCGCAUAUGUACACGUUAAAGGUAAAAGACGCGCACCGCCUCCACCUCCACUGAAUCUCAACUCCAGCGACACACUUACAAAACGAUCAAACACCGGAACUCUCACUAAUUCAAACUACGGUACUCUGUCCCCUGGAUCGACCUUAUCCAGAAAGAAAAGGCCAGCUCCUCUUCCUCCAGUAUCACCAGCAUCGCCGACUCUCAACGAAGCAUCGUCCUACACUAGCUUGUUCGAGGACAAAGAAAUCAAAGCGAUCAUCGAAGGAACUCCGCUGCCGAGAACUCCAGAACCAAUCAUGCCUAUGAGAAUAACUCCACUUCCGGGAAUAUCCGAAGAACGAACUCCUGGAGGGUUGACCGAGGAGCAGAAACAGCGAUUGAUCGACAAUAUUCGUAAAGUACAGGCUCCUCCGGACAGCGAUCCUCCUACACCAACGAACAACCCUCCAUCUGCAUUCAUGCUGACAAACAACGACGUAAUGAAGCUGGAGGAGAACUUCAUCAACACGAACGGAACACGAUCACCAAUACACGACUAUCUGUACUCCGAGGCCAUCGGCAACACGACAAAACCGAUCGUUCCUACAUCCCCGAUAUCCCCUAGACCGUGGUACAAGCGACCAAUAUCAGGCAUGAAACACCAGGAAAGCACCCUACCAUUCAAAAAGGACAUCAUCCUCAAGACCAUCGACAAGCGAAAGUCUAAGCUCAAGGAUAAAGAAGAUCUACCUGAAGUUGGCUACUGCAGGAACUCAUUGGUAGAUGGUGGCUCCUCCACCAAUGGGCCCAAGUUCAACCUCUUUGCUAAAAUUGUAGAAAAGUCCGAUGACACGAAGCGCCGAGAAAGAGACAACGAGAAACGAAAGUCUGGAAUAGGGAUACCAAGCAUCAGCGAACUGGAUCGGGAAGCCGCGGAGAUCAUCAACAAGGAAAAUGCGGCGAAGCUGUAUGAACAAACGACUACCAACGAGAUGUACUUUUCUGCUCCAGAGCAGCUGGUCAAACGAAGUCAGUCAUUUAUGCGAAAAGACGAACAGUUGUCGGAGAAUACCCUAGAAAACAAGCCUCGGUCGACAAAGGAUUUGAUAUCGAAGUUCGAGGCGAACUCCACAAACAUCAAUAAGGUUACGCUGAAUACGUCCUUCGUUCCCAAGAAAGACUAUUUCGGAGCAGAGAGAAAAGAACCCUCAACUCCACCGGCCAUGGUACCUCCAACAAUUGUAGUUGACAAUGGAGACAACCCACCACAUGCACUCUCCAAAACGGGAAGUGACAAGAAUUUACUGGGUUUGUGGUCAUGUCCUUAUUGUACUUUGGAGAACCCGAACUGGCGAAUCAUCUGCGAGGCUUGCGAACGGAUCAAGCCAUACGACAAACUUAGCAUAUUGGAAGAGCCACCCUUAAGACCCAACCAUCCAUUGAAGAAGGCUAUCCCAGAGCCGAAGGUUCUGCCAGAACUUCCCCCACCGACCGAAGAUUGGGACAAAAAGACUGAACGCGUUAUGAAGUACUUCAUGCCAAAAUCAACCCCGACCAUGGGUAAUGGAUCUUUGGCAACGGUAGAGGGCCCGAAAAAGUCAUUUGGCCAGGCAAAAAUGCUUGCCUCGCCAAAGAUGGGCAUCAAAAGUCUGAUGAACGGAAAGUCACCUCCAGAUAGGGUAAACGGGUUCCGGAACUUCAAUGCAGUUCCAGAAGGCUUCAACUCCUGCAACAAAUUCGAUGAUGAAAAACUCAAGGAAAAUGCAGUGAUAGUGACAACAACCCCUGUAUUGAUAGCUCCACUAGCAUCACCAGAAACCGGAGAUGGUAAGUUUGAGCAACGCCCUCUCGCUGUCAAGGAAACCGUUGACCUGGAAGAAGUCAGAAGUGCCAGAAUAGCUCGAUUCAGCGCGCAUUUGGACAGUGGUAGACCAACCAGUCCAGUUGACCAUCCAACGGAAGUUCUUCCCAAUAAGGUCAACGAAAUGGACGAACAAGCAUUGGAGAAAGAGAAGGAACGACUGCGUGAGAUGAUACGAGCUAUGAACGCCAAGGCCUUGGCAGAUAAGUAUCCAGUGCUCCAGAAACCACCCACUAGCAGUGGUCCUUCUAAGCGAGAGUCUCCGUUGGUGCAGCGAAGAAACGGCCUCGUGUCGGGUAUUCCAAUCAGUACAAAGAGUCCAAAACCGAUACGGAAAGCCAGCCCCACAAUGGCUCGAAGGCCUCCGCCUAUGGAGGAACACCCUCCGGUUGUUGCAGAGCCGUACAAACUGGGAGCCAUCAAGAAAACCUUCAUUCGGAAGCCGGAGGAAACGAAACCAAUAAACAGAAUUGCGGAAACUAAGAUCAUCAAUCAGGAACUAAACACAUCGAAGAAGAACAUUGAACAAGCUACCAGUUCCUCUAUACCAGCAACCGUGAACGAGCUAAGUGAGCCACAGUUAGUAUUGGCAAACGACGUUCAAAAAGUGCACUACGAAGCUAUGGACGAGCAGCAGUUUAAGACACAUAGUGCUCAUCGAAGCAGCGUACCUGUGCAAAGUCAACUGUCUGACCAACAGAACGAGAAGGUUCGCCAGAUAUCCAAACAACUUCGCUCGGCCCAAGGCGUACAACACUUCAGGAAUACUCUCAAAUACGCAGAAACGCCAAUGAACAGGUCCAAUACGCUUGCAAUCAAUAAGCUUCUGAGAAGCUUGGAGGUCGCCAUCGGAGAUGGAGCGCACGAUCGAGCCGCCAAACUGGCUAUGGACUUGGCCAAAAUGAAGGUUUCACUUUCCGUCACGAGACAGAGUCCGGGGGGAUCCGAUACUGGGUCUACCGGGAGCUUGACGGAGAUUUGCGUUUCCUUCUACAUCAACGAUAAAUCGACCAGAAAGGGCCCAAUGAAGAUCAGCGUGUCGUCAAGCACUACGCUCAUCCAAAUGAAAGAGACAAUCAAUAAGAACUUCGGAAUACCAAUGCACGUUCAACGAUGGAUCUUCAAAGAUCGGCAACUAUGUGAGGAACACAGAACAUUGUCUGACUAUGGAAUGCAGGAUAGCGAUCAAGCUCUGCAGCUGUUUAUUGUAAAUACGGCGCCAAUAGCUCUGAAGGAAUCCAGCGCUCAGGCACCGAUCAACAGGGUGAAGGUGGAACAGAAAACCGUGCCAAUGUUGAUGAAGGUUCAGCCGCAGUUCAGCCAAGCAGAAGUGAAGAUGCUCACAGUUUCCGAUUCAGACGGUGAAUGCUCCGACACGCAAAACGAUCCUCACGCUGAAGAUGAGGCUGUGUUAGGUGCCACAGCACUUCCUACCAUCAUGGAGGAUAAAGGACCUCAGAACGAUACCGAAGAGGGAUGGGCUUGCCCUCUGUGUACGCUCAUUAAUCCACCGAAUCGACCCGGGUGUGGAGCAUGUUCAGAGGCUCGACCAGCAUCCUACGUGGUUCCAGCACGUUAUCGAACAACGGAGGACGACUUCAUUCCCGAAGAACUUAAGCGGUUCAUUGAAGAUGACUUGGAUAAAGCAGCGCCAUCAGUUCAGCUAAGGAACUUGCCCAAGGAAACUCGUAACGAUCUGAACCGCGUGUCCAGUAAUCGCAAAUCCUCCGACAUUUUCAAUAUUCUUCUGGAUGAGAACAAGGCUACCGAAGCGAAUCAACAUGCCAAGCCGAGUACGACCGAUUUGUUGACGACGAGGCACAUACAGGUACCGGAGCAGAAGAACAUUGUUAUGACGGCAUUUACCAGUCCUAACAUUACGCGAAACAAGUAUCGUGGUGUGGACAACUUCAACCCGAAUUCUUAUAACAACGGCAUUGCGCCAACACCUAAAGCUGAUGGACCCGUCAUAACGACUGCAAGUCCUAUUGUUCGAGCUAUAUUGCUGAAAGAGAAUCCGGGCAAACCGGUAAAAUUCGGCCGGAACGGUCUGGUUAUGCCCGAAGACGACAGUGACGUUACGAAUCACUACAUGGAACUGGUUAACCUGGAUUCGGCGGAUCUGAUAGCCAACGUUGAUCCCUUCGAGUGCCCGAUUUGCUUCGGGCAGUUCAGCCAGUACGAAGGUAUCGUGCUGCGCGACUGUUUGCACUCGUUCUGCAAGGAGUGUCUAGUGAAUACGAUCAACUAUUGCGAGGAAGCGGAAAUCAAGUGUCCCUAUAUGGAUACUACCUACAGUUGUGAGAGUACAAUCCAGCAACGCGAAAUCAAAGCCCUGGUGACAAAGGAUAUGUAUGAGGCACAUCUUGCUAAAUCAAUACGCCAAGCGGAAAGCAAGCUCGACAAUACCUUCCAUUGUGAAACACCCAAUUGUCGUGGUUGGUGCAUUUACGAGGACGACGUGAACCAAUUCAAAUGUCCCGUUUGCACCAUUGUAAAUUGCCUUACGUGCAGGGCAAUCCACGACGGACUCGACUGCAAACAAUACCAAGAUCGAUUGAACAGCGACUGUGAUACGAACAUCGAAGCGAGACGAACCAAAGCCGUGCUCCAGGAGAUGGUCGACCGAGGGGACGCCAUCGUGUGUCCCACGUGCCAGGUCGUCAUAAUGAAAAAGUGGGGCUGCGACUGGCUCAAGUGCAGCAUGUGCAAAACGGAAAUCUGUUGGGUCACGCGAGGUCCCCGGUGGGGUCCCGGUGGCAAAGGCGACACCAGCGGCGGAUGUCGCUGCGGGGUAGACGGGAAAAAGUGCCAUCCUAAGUGUAAAUACUGCCAUUGAAUGAACGUUCCAGGGGGUGGGCUCGAAAGCCCGCCGCUGCGGAUGAAUAGUUUUAGUAACUGAAUUUGAUAACGAUAGGAAUGCUUUGAUACUGUUGUAUUGAGAAGAACGAUGCCAAAGAUGUCGGUUUGCUCGUAAUGUCAUUAUUGUGAAAACGGUUGGUGCUAUAUUUUAUCAACCGUAAGGCAAGUUUUUGUUUCACAUUGUAAUCAGCGAAAAUAAAGAAAUCGAAACUUUUGAAACAGCUUU